UGGAAACUGGCUUACCAGACACCCAAUCAGCUCUGUGUGUGUGUAUGGUCAGGCAGACCAUGAAAGUUGCCCUGGAAGGAACCUGGGAGCUUUAUAAACAGGCGUUGCCAUCAAAGGGAGCCAAAGACACAGAUCAGUGCUACGGUCAAGUCCAGGAACUACUGCACAGAGUCUUGUCGUUCUUUGAAUGUUGUAACUCAGUAAAAUGGGCCUGAGCUACUCCAGGACUCAUCAUAAGGUGACAAAAGUGGCACCAGUGCAAACCAAAGAGGAGGUGCCUCCUUCCUCUUGCACUGCUGCAGUAUGUGGAUUUCACAGCACCCUGGAAGAGAGAAGUUUAUGGUCAUUUGCAGCCAUGGAGGAGAGAAAUCCAGUGUUUCAAAGGCAGCUUCCACCCCUAAGAGAAACUCUGUAUGGCAGAUGCUCCACAGUGCCCAGACCCAUUUCUUUUGACAUCAUGAUGGAAAAGGGAGAAACAAGUAUUAUUAAACAGCAUCCACCUCGAAGACUCCAAAAGCUGGAACCAGCUGACCUUCUGAAAGUAAUCACUUCUGAAAAGCUCCUCAGCCAGCAGGAAGGGGCAGCAGCCCGAAAAGCAAAGGAGCUGGAGAAGCGAGUGCAAACUGCAAAAAAUACGUCUGGAAGACGACAGCACUUACACAAGCUACAGAUGUUAGAAAUGAACCGCAAGCGAGAAGAGAUGAAUCAUUUACAAAGCCAGGAGGAACUGCAGAGAAGUCUCCACAGGGAGGAAAAAAUCAACAAACAAAAAACAAGGGAGCUCAGGGCUAAGAAAGUCCUCAAAAAUCUUCCGAGAAACAAUUGCUCUGAAGGUGAAGACCUUGUCCCCAUUGAGCAUGAUCAAACUUUUAAUGGAGACCAUGGAAAUACAUGGGAUGGAGAAUUCUUGGAGCCACACGAAAUGGCUGAAUCCUAUCCCAGUCAGAGCAGUAAAGUGGAAAUGUGGUUCGUAAAGCAUCAGGAUCCAAGAGAUCUAUUUUGGGACAGCUCUAGCACUGACUCAGAAGACUGGAAAAGGGAAGAGCGAAAGCUGGGUCGCAAACCUGCACUAGUGAGAACCAAAACGGAGAGAAUCCCUCUGUUUGAUGAGUUCUUUGAUAAGGAAUUCUAACUGCAAAUGAUCCGGGUGGGACUGGAGUCAUGCACUGAAAAAACUCAGUUCUCUGAUUAUGCUUUAAACCCACUGGAUGGAUAUACUGAUGUUAUUAAGGAUUACUUCUUUUGUGAAGUAAAUAGUUUGUGCAAGUCUGAAGAAAUACAAAGGAACACUGCAGAUACAGAUCUAACUAAACCCAUCUAUUUUUGCUGGUUUCUAAGGGCCACAAUUGUGAAGGUGCAUCUGCUUUAUUGAAAAAUAUAAUGAGAAAUUCAGGGGAAUAUACAACAAUAUACUGGAACUGAAAUUAUUUAUCAUGCAGCUGUUUUAACGCAGCUAAGAUGGGGGUACAUAUGGGAAUGCCAUUGAACAAGAAAUAAAGGGUAACAUUAGUCUUACACUCCUGAGUCAGGCAAAAUGCCUAUUGAUUUUGGCAGGAGUUUUGUGUGAGUUUGGAUUGUAGGAUCAAUGACCCAACUCUCAGGAGAAUUACUCCCUCCUCUUGUCUCAUCCCCCUGCUCACCUUAUUACCUUUGCUCUGCCAUCUUCUCUUUUAAGAGCCUCUUUGGGGGAGAAACAUCUUCAAGGUAGCUCAUAGGCCCUAGCCUGGCACAACCUCACCCUUUUGUCCUAUUGAAAUUUACGUGUACCUAAGCACGAGCACAAGAGGCAUUGUGGAACUAACAAAACACCUGCCUUACCUUGCCAUUCAGUCACACUUUGACCUCUCCAUCCUCCUGUCAGUAUGUCAUCUAAUUAGCACAAGAUCUGCAAGCGACCUUUGGUUGGAUUCUGACUGCACUUAUACCAACAUAACUUAGUUGACUUCAGUAGAACUACUCCUGAUUUAUAAAGAUAUCUGAGCACAGUUGGGCCUGUUGCCACCAUCUGUCUAUAAAGAACCUAGCAACAAAUAGUAAAUAAAGAUAAUUGAUCUUAAACCCACAUUCCUUUCCCUCAAUUUUCAACCUCUUUUAUCCUUCAAAUUAGGACAUUUAUUGUCUAUAUACUUAGACAGCCCCAUCGUUGUAAUGCUGAGCAACUCACAAACAAUGAAUUUAGCUCACAGCAUCCUUGGUAGGUAGCUCAGUAUUACAAUUCCCAUUUUACAGGUGUGGACUCAUAUAGAGAAAUAUUAUGGUUGGGAUUUUCAUAGAAGUCUAGGGGAGUUAGAUACCCACCACCAACUGUAUUUCAUUGUGAUUUGAGUCUUUAACUCCCUUAGGCUCUUUUCAAAUUCCCAGCCUAAGUAGCUUGCCCAGGGUCAGAAAGUCUGUAGCGGAGACUAGAUUUGAAUCCAGAUAUCCUGAGUUCCAGUUCAGAGUCUUAUCUGUAGGCUUGUACUUCCUUAUCCCCUCUAUCCAUGCAUGUAACUGUCAUGUAAUGAGUUGGACUAGAUUGUCACAACGGUCCCUUCUGGCUUUAUAAUCUAUGAAUUUUUGCAUCUCUGCCUGCUUCAACCAUGAGAAAAUAACUGACACUGUCCCAAAAGUUCAGACUAGGUACAGUAAUUUCAUGACAAAACCCCAACAAAACAAACUGAAACAAAAUCAAAUCAAAUGUUAAAAUUAAACAAAAAAAACAGAUUAAUUUUGAGAAGACAACAAUGUAAAUAGUAAAAGUAGCUAAUGACUAAUGACUGUUUUACUUGGAUUCUAUGUUUUAAAAUAAAUACCUAUGUGAAUGCUUUCCAGGUCUCACUUAACCACCAUGGAUAGGAAAAUAUUGUGAAAGCUUUAUUAGGUAUAGAGAAAAGUCAAUGGUUUAAUGGGAUGGAACAAUUAACCUGGCACUGGGCUAUACGUCUAUCCUCUGAAUGAUUCCACAUAUUUCCCUCUUGUGUUCCCAUCUGUCAACAAUUAAGCUAAAAUUGGUGGAAAUGCAAUUUAUCCUAGACAGCUCUGAUUAGUUUAGCGAUAGUUGGGUUGCAAGCAUAUGGAAACACUGCACACGAAUAAGAAUAUGUGGAAUAAUCAGCCCUUUUCACAUGUUUUAUGGGAGCAAAAGUUAGGUAACAUUAAUUAAUCAAAAUGAUUAUGUCUGACAUACACUUAUUUAUGGGAAAAUGUUUGCUGUUUUUCUUGCAGUUCAGAAUUCUUUGAUGCCAAAAAUGACAAAUUUCAAAUGUAUUGAUUUAUUCUAAACAAUUGUAACCUGUACAGAGGCAGACUACAGCUCAUUUUUACUCUGAUACUUUCUAACACUGGAAAUUAAAAUGCUUUUCUUUCUUUUAAAGCCUGGAAUUUAGAGUCUCCUACACACACACACACACACACACACACACACACACACACACACACACACACACCAGCUGUAGCUCCACAAAAGAAUUUUGAUUGUAGUGGUUAUCUUUGGAGAGCCGCAGAUUUCAGAUGGUGGCUAUCUUCCUAUAAUUUUAAAGGUAUGUCAUUAUGAUUGGCUAUUUAUACUGGUGAAAUUCACCCCAAAGAGAGGGGUAAAUUUCACCUAGUAAGAACAUCCACACACAACACCAGUA
This is a messenger RNA of Dermochelys coriacea (leatherback sea turtle), 3614 nucleotides long. RefSeq names its product coiled-coil domain containing 198 (gene CCDC198). Lineage: Eukaryota; Metazoa; Chordata; Testudines; Dermochelyidae. The transcript has 6 exons. The record is from RefSeq and is a predicted model, not a curated record. The coding region runs from base 206 to 1132 and encodes 308 amino acids.